Molecule: messenger RNA, 377 nt
Organism: Rhagoletis zephyria (snowberry fruit fly)
Lineage: Eukaryota; Metazoa; Arthropoda; Insecta; Diptera; Tephritidae
Product: protein timeless homolog
Source: RefSeq, a predicted model, not a curated record
UCUGCGCGAUGUCGUCGAAACUGCCAACAUAUUCAUUAAAAUGAUGGAGAAAUUCUGCAAGGACACCGUGUUUUUGCAGGAAAAGAAGCGUUCCAAGAAGCAUGGCCGCAAGCCAAAAGCAAAUAAAAAACCGGAACCCAAACCACAAAUUACAGAGGAGGAAUUAUCAAAUAAAUGGGCUGAAAUCGCCGGUGAAGUAAGCGUAGUACUCACCAGUGAACUCCAGUUGCCAGAGGAGGAUCAACCUUUGCCAUUCGAUGCGACAGCUGAAAAAAGCAUUGACGAUCAAAAGGAAGACUGUAUGACGCGUUUGCAUCGCUUUUUGCGUGAUCAACAAUUCGAAAAGGCGAUUACUCUACUUCGCGCCGCUAGGUAAG